Messenger RNA from Coffea eugenioides, 1888 nucleotides. Its product is annotated as 4-hydroxyphenylpyruvate dioxygenase. The transcript is spliced from 2 exons. The coding region runs from base 107 to 1465 and encodes 452 amino acids. NCBI's taxonomy places the organism in Eukaryota, Viridiplantae, Streptophyta, Magnoliopsida, Gentianales, Rubiaceae. Gene Ontology annotation, molecular function: 4-hydroxyphenylpyruvate dioxygenase activity. The record is from RefSeq and is a predicted model, not a curated record. Gene Ontology annotation, biological process: L-tyrosine catabolic process.
CUCGAAUCCUGCCAUUCCCGCUGAAGCACGGGUCCAUCAAUUCCAGUUCAUUUCAGUUUUUGGAUACGGCACCUUCCUUCCUUUCCCAUCACAACUAACCCGAGAAAUGGUGACAAAAACGGCCGCUCCCACAGCCGCCAGUGACACGGCGGGGCAACCAGUUGACGAGACCACAAAUUCAGCAGGUUACAAGCUUGUGGGCUUCAAGAACUUCAUCAGAACCAAUCCCAAAUCGGAUUUCUUCGCCGUGAAGCGCUUCCACCACGUAGAGUUCUGGUGCGGCGACGCCACCAACACCUGUCGCCGCUUCUCGUGGGGUCUCGGCAUGCCGAUCGUUGUGAAAUCGGACCUCUCCACUGGGAACUCUGUGCAUGCCUCCUAUCUACUUCGCUCUGGGGACCUUAAGUUUCUGUUUACUGCGCCUUAUUCUACUGCUCUUUCUGUUUCUGCUUCGGCUUCUAUUCCUUCAUUUGCAUCCGCUCUUCACUGCUCCUUCACGGCCACUCACGGCCUGGGAGUUCGGGCUAUUGCUAUUGAGGUUGCAGAUGUUGAAACUGCCUUCUCUGUCGCGGUUUCUCGCGGGGCUAAACCUGUUUUUUCCCCUGUUUUGCUUGAUAAUUCGACGUUUCUUGCUGAAAUUCAUUUAUAUGGGGACGUCGUGCUGCGCUUAAUUAGCUAUAAAAAUGUUGAAGAUGUUGCUGGGAAUUUCUUUUUCUUACCUGGGUUUGAGUUAGUUGAGGAUUCAAGCACUUCAUAUUUAGAAAUGGAUUAUGGGAUUCGUAGGCUUGAUCAUGCGGUUGGAAAUGUGCCGGAACUCGGGCCUGCGGUGGAAUACGUGAAGAAGUUUACCGGGUUUCAUGACUUUGCUGAAUUUACGGCUGAGGAUGUGGGGACUACUGACAGUGGGUUGAAUUCAGUGGUGUUGGCUAAUAAUGACGAGAAUGUGUUGCUGCCUUUGAAUGAGCCUGUUUAUGGUACCAAAAGAAAGAGUCAGAUACAGACUUAUUUGGAGCACAAUGAGGGGGCAGGGCUGCAGCAUUUGGCAUUGGUCAGCGAGAAUAUAUUUAGGACAUUGAGAGAGAUGAGGAAGAGGAGUGGGGUUGGGGGGUUUGAGUUUAUGCCUUCGCCACCACCCACUUAUUAUAGAAAUUUGAAGAGCAGGGCUGGGGAUGUGUUGAGUGAUGAACAGAUUAAGGAGUGUGAGGAGUUGGGAAUUUUGGUGGAUAGGGAUGAUCAGGGUACUCUGCUUCAGAUUUUCACCAAACCUGUUGGAGACAGACCUACGAUAUUUAUAGAGAUAAUUCAGAGAAUAGGGUGCAUGAUGAAGGACGAUGAGGGGAAAAUUUAUCAGAAGGGGGGAUGUGGAGGCUUUGGAAAAGGAAAUUUUUCAGAACUUUUCAAAUCUAUCGAAGAGUACGAGAAAAUGCUUGAAGCGAAACAAAUUGUUCAAACUGCUGCUGCAUAAUAGCGAAAUCCUCCUCCUUACAGUAACUUGUUGCAGUUUUAAGAGUUCAGAGGAAGAGGGAUCAUGUGAUUAUAAGAGCAUGCUAACAUCUGCUGCUUAUUGGUUUCCGGCUGGUUAUAUUGGUCAAUAAAAGGUUGGUUAGCUAUCAACCAAAUGUGUGCAGGGAUGUAGUUAUGUAGUGGCCCUAGUCAAGGCUAAAACAAUAGAAAUUGUAAUGAAGCUCUUAUACACUGUUGAGCAUUCUGUAUGGAUCAGGUCUUAUAUGAAUUUUAUUGUUAAUUAACUUGGUAAGCCUUUUGGAGCUCACUCUUGGGUUCUACUGGUGUGUUUUUCUGAAACUGUUUGUUUUAGUGCUGUAAAUUUAAACGUGUAAAAGCAGUUAAGCCUACGGAUGGGUGCACUUAUAGGUCGUUGAAGCUGAUA